Molecule: messenger RNA, 6711 nt
Organism: Knipowitschia caucasica
Lineage: Eukaryota; Metazoa; Chordata; Actinopteri; Gobiiformes; Gobiidae
Source: the annotation of a GenBank genome assembly
AUGUUGGAGGAAAAGCUCCGCCUCCGUGUGCUGCUCCUGCAUCAGCGCCAGGACGCCACACAUGAUCAGACUGAAGGAGCAGGAGGAGCAGAGCUUACAUCAGGUCAGACUGAAGGAGCAGGAGGAGCAGAGCAUACAUCAGGUCAGACUGAAGGAGCAGGAGGAGCAGAGCUAACAUCAGGUCAGACUGAAGGAGCAGGAGGAGCAGAGCAUACAUCAGGUCUGACUGAAGGAGCAGGAGGAGCAGAGCUUACAUCAGGUCAGACUGAAGGAGCAGGAGGAGCAGAGCAUACAUCAGGUCAGACUGAAGGAGCAGGAGGAGCAGAGCAUACAUCAGGUCUGACUGAAGGAGCAGGAGGAGCAGAGCUUACAUCAGGUCAGACUGAAGGAGCAGGAGGAGCAGAGCAUACAUCAGGUCUGACUGAGGGAGCAGGAGGAGCAGAGCUUACAUCAGGUCAGACUGAAGGAGCAGGAGGAGCAGAGCUUACAUCAGGUCAGACUGAAGGAGCAGGAGGAGCAGAGCUUACAUCAGGUCAGACUGAAGGAGCAGGAGGAGCAGAGCUUACAUCAGGUCAGACUGAAGGAGCAGGAGGAGCAGAGCUUCCAUCAGGUCAGACUGAAGGAGCAGGAGGAGCAGAGCUAACAUCAGGUCAGACUGAAGGAGCAGGAGGAGCAGAGCUUACAUCAGGUCAGACUGAAGGAGCAGGAGGAGCAGAGCUUACAUCAGGUCAGACUGAAGGAGCAGGAGGAGCAGAGCUUACAUCAGGUCUGACUGAAGGAGCAGGAGGAGCAGAGCUAACAUCAGGUCAGACUGAAGGAGCAGGAGGAGCAGAGCUUACAUCAGGUCAGACUGAAGGAGCAGGAGGAGCAGAGCUUACAUCAGGUCAGACUGAAGGAGCAGGAGGAGCAGAGCUUCCAUCAGGUCAGACUGAAGGAGCAGGAGGAGCAGAGCUAACAUCAGGUCAGACUGAAGGAGCAGGAGGAGCAGAGCUUCCAUCAGGUCAGACUGAAGGAGCAGGAGGAGCAGAGCUUACAUCAGGUCAGACUGAAGGAGCAGGAGGAGCAGAGCUUACAUCAGGUCUGACUGAAGGAGCAGGAGGAGCAGAGCUAACACCAGGUCAGACUGAAGGAGCAGGAGGAGCAGAGCUUACAUCAGGUCAGACUGAAGGAGCAGGAGGAGCAGAGCUAACAUCAGGUCAGACUGAAGGAGCAGGAGGAGCAGAGCUUACAUCAGGUCAGACUGAAGGAGCAGGAGGAGCAGAGCUUACAUCAGGUCAGACUGAAGGAGCAGGAGGAGCAGAGCUUCCAUCAGGUCAGACUGAAGGAGCAGGAGGAGCAGAGCUAACAUCAGGUCAGACUGAAGGAGCAGGAGGAGCAGAGCUUCCAUCAGGUCAGACUGAAGGAGCAGGAGGAGCAGAGCUUACAUCAGGUCAGACUGAAGGAGCAGGAGGAGCAGAGCUUACAUCAGGUCUGACUGAAGGAGCAGGAGGAGCAGAGCUAACACCAGGUCAGACUGAAGGAGCAGGAGGAGCAGAGCUUACAUCAGGUCAGACUGAAGGAGCAGGAGGAGCAGAGCUUACAUCAGGUCAGACUGAAGGAGCAGGAGGAGCAGAGCAUACAUCAGGUCAGACUGAAGGAGCAGGAGGAGCAGAGCUUCCAUCAGGUCAGACUGAAGGAGCAGGAGGAGCAGAGCUUACAUCAGGUCAGACUGAAGGAGCAGGAGGAGCAGAGCUUACAUCAGGUCUGACUGAAGGAGCAGGAGGAGCAGAGCUAACACCAGGUCAGACUGAAGGAGCAGGAGGAGCAGAGCUUACAUCAGGUCAGACUGAAGGAGCAGGAGGAGCAGAGCUUACAUCAGGUCAGACUGAAGGAGCAGGAGGAGCAGAGCAUACAUCAGGUCAGACUGAAGGAGCAGGAGGAGCAGAGCUAACAUCAGGUCAGACUGAAGGAGCAGGAGGAGCAGAGCAUACAUCAGGUCAGACUGAAGGAGCAGGAGGAGCAGAGCUAACAUCAGGUCAGACUGAAGGAGCAGGAGGAGCAGAGCUAACAUCAGGUCAGACUGAAGGAGCAGGAGGAGCAGAGCUAACAUCAGGUCUGACUGAAGGAGCAGGAGGAGCAGAGCAUACAUCAGGUCUGACUGAAGGAGCAGGAGGAGCAGAGCUUACAUCAGGUCAGACUGAAGGAGCAGGAGGAGCAGAGCAUACAUCAGGUCAGACUGAAGGAGCAGGAGGAGCAGAGCUAACAUCAGGUCAGACUGAAGGAGCAGGAGGAGCAGAGCUUACAUCAGGUCAGACUGAAGGAGCAGGAGGAGCAGAGCUUACAUCAGGUCAGACUGAAGGAGCAGGAGGAGCAGAGCUUACAUCAGGUCAGACUGAAGGAGCAGGAGGAGCAGAGCUUACAUCAGGUCAGACUGAAGGAGCAGGAGGAGCAGAGCUUACAUCAGGUCAGACUGAAGGAGCAGGAGGAGCAGAGCUAACAUCAGGUCAGACUGAAGGAGCAGGAGGAGCAGAGCUUACAUCAGGUCAGACUGAAGGAGCAGGAGGAGCAGAGCUUUCAUCAGGUCAGACUGAAGGAGCAGGAGGAGCAGAGCUUACAUCAGGUCAGACUGAAGGAGCAGGAGGAGCAGAGCAUACAUCAGGUCUGACUGAAGGAGCAGGAGGAGCAGAGCUCACAUCAGGUCAGACAGAAGGAGCAGGAGGAGCAGAGCUUACAUCAGGUCAGACUGAAGGAGCAGGAGGAGCAGAGCUUACAUCAGGUCAGACAGAAGGAGCAGGAGGAGCAGAGCUUACAUCAGGUCAGACUGAAGGAGCAGGAGGAGCAGAGCUUACAUCAGGUCAGACAGAAGGAGCAGGAGGAGCAGAGCUUACAUCAGGUCAGACAGAAGGAGCAGGAGGAGCAGAGCUUACAUCAGGUCAGACAGAAGGAGCAGGAGGAGCAGAGCUUCCAUCAGGUCAGACUGAGGGAGCAGGAGGAGCAGAGCUUCCAUCAGGUCAGACUGAAGGAGCAGGAGGAGCAGAGCUAACACCAGGUCAGACAGAAGGAGCAGGAGGAGCAGAGCUUACAUCAGGUCAGACUGAAGGAGCAGGAGGAGCAGAGCUAACAUCAGGUCUGACUGAAGGAGCAGGAGGAGCAGAGCUAACAUCAGGUCAGACUGAAGGAGCAGGAGGAGCAGAGCUAACAUCAGGUCAGACUGAAGGAGCAGGAGGAGCAGAGCUAACAUCAGGUCAGACUGAAGGAGCAGGAGGAGCAGAGCAUACAUCAGGUCUGACUGAAGGAGCAGGAGGAGCAGAGCUAACAUCAGGUCUGACUGAAGGAGCAGGAGGAGCAGAGCUAACAUCAGGUCAGACUGAAGGAGCAGGAGGAGCAGAGCUUACAUCAGGUCAGACAGAAGGAGCAGGAGGAGCAGAGCUUACAUCAGGUCAGACUGAAGGAGCAGGAGGAGCAGAGCUUACAUCAGGUCAGACUGAAGGAGCAGGAGGAGCAGAGCUUACAUCAGGUCAGACUGAAGGAGCAGGAGGAGCAGAGCUUACAUCAGGUCAGACAGAAGGAGCAGAAGGAGCAGAGCUAACAUCAGGUCAGACUGAAGGAGCAGGAGGAGCAGAGCUUACAUCAGGUCACACUGAAGGAGCAGGAGGAGCAGAGCUUACAUCAGGUCAGACAGAAGGAGCAGGAGGAGCAGAGCUAACAUCAGGUCUGACUGAAGGAGCAGGAGGAGCAGAGCUUACAUCAGGUCAGACAGAAGGAGCAGGAGGAGCAGAGAUUCCAUCAGGUCAGACUGAGGGAGCAGGAGGAGCAGAGCUUACAUCAGGUCUGACUGAAGGAGCAGGAGGAGCAGAGCUGGUCACCUGGGCUGGAGUCUCCGCUCAGCAGGAGGUGGUGUCCCACAGUGAAGCUGCUCAGGGCCUCCUGAGGCCUCCUCACCAACAACUACACACAUCAGAAGCAUCAGGGAAGCAUCAGGGAAGCAUCAGAGGAGCAUCAGGGAAGCAUCAGGGAAGCAUCAGAGGAGCAUCAGGGAAGCAUCAGGGAAGCAUCAGGGAAGCAUCAGAGGAGCAUCAGGGAAGCAUCAGGGAAGCAUCAGAGGAGCAUCAGGGAAGCAUCAGGGAAGCAUCAGGGGAGCAUCAGGGAAGCAUCAGAGGAGCAUCAGAGGAGCAUCAGAGGAGCAUCAGGGAAGCAUCAGAGGAGCAUCAGGGAAGCAUCAGAGGAGUAUCAGAGGAUCAUCAGGGAAACAUCAGGGAAGCAUCAGAGGAGCAUCAGGGAAGCAUCAGGGAAGGAUCAGAGGAGCAUCAGGGAAGCAUCAGAGGAGCAUCAGGGAAGCAUCAGCGGAGCAUCAGGGAAGCAUCAGGGAAGCAUCAGAGAAGCAUCAGAGAAGCAUCAGGGAAGCAUCAGAGAAGCAUCAGGGAAGCAUCAGGGAAGCAUCAGAGAAGCAUUAGAGAAGCAUCAGAGAAGGAUCAGAGGAGCAUCAGGGAAGCAUCAGGGAAGCAGCAGGGAGGCAUCAGGAAAGCAUCAGGGAAGCAUCAGAGGAGCAUCAGGGAAGCAUCAGGGAAGCAUCAGGGAAGCAUCAGGGAAGCAUCAGAGAAGCAUCAGAGAAGCAUCAGGGAGACAUCAGGGAAGCAUCAGAGGAGCAUCAGGGAAGCAUCAGAGGAGCAUCAGGGAAGCAUCAGGGAAGCAUCAGAGAAGCAUCAGGGAAACAUCAGAGGAGCAUCAGGGAAGCAUCAGAGGAGCAUCAGGGAAGCAUCAGGGGAGCAUCACAGAAGCAUCAGGGAAGCGUCAGGGAAGCAUCAGAGGAACAUCAGGGGAGCAUCACAGAAGCAUCAGGGAAGCGUCAGGGAAGCAUCAGAGGAGCAUCAGGGAAGCAUCAGAGAAGCAUCAGGGAAGCAUUUGGUAAGCAUCAGAGGAGCAUCAGGGAAGCAUCAGGGAAGCCUCAGGAAAGCAUCAGGGAAGCAUCAGAGAAGCUUUAGGGAAGCAUCAGGGGAGCAUCAGAGGAGCAUCAGAGAAGCAUCAAAGAAGCAUCAGGGAAGCAUCAGAGGAGCAUCAAAGAAGCAUCAGAGGAGCAUCAGGGAAGCAUCAGGGAAGCAUCAGAGGAGCAUCAGGGAAGCAUCGGGGAAGCAUCAGAGAAGCAUCAGAGAAGCAUCAGGGAGGCAUCAGGGAAGCAUCAGAGGAGCAUCAGGGAAGCAUCAGAGGAGCAUCAGGGAAGCAUCAGGGAAGCAUCAGAGAAGCAUCAGGGAAGCAUCAGAGGAGCAUCAGGGAAGCAUCAGGGAAGCAUCAGGGAAGCAUCAGGGGAGCAUCAGGGAAGCAUCAGGGAAGCAUCAGAGGAGCAUCAGGGAAGCAUCAGGGAAGCAUCAGAGGAGCAUCAGGGAAGCAUCAGGGGAGCAUCACAGAAGCAUCAGGGAAGCAUCAGAGGAGCAUCAGAGGAGCAUCAGGGAAGCGUCAGAGGAGCAUCAGUUGAAACUUCAACGCUCCAGAGAUGUGGCGAUGGUAAUGUCAGCGGUGAAGCGCCAGGGGAAUCCCCAGCAUGAGGGCCGUACUUUGCGGCUCGUACCAGACACUCCACCUGAAGUCCGGGCUGCUAGACGGGCAUUCAACACGGGAAGCAUCAGGGAAGCAUCAGAGAAGCAUCAGAGAAGCAUCAGGGAGGCAUCAGGGAAGCAUCAGAGGAGCAUCAGGGAAGCAUCAGAGGAGCAUCAGGGAAGCAUCAGGGAAGCAUCAGAGAAGCAUCAGGGAAGCAUCAGAGGAGCAUCAGGGAAGCAUCAGGGAAGCAUCAGAGGAGCAUCAGGGAAGCAUAAGGGGAGCAUCACAGAAGCAUCAGGGAAGCGUCAGGGAAGCAUCAGAGGAGCAUCAGGGAAGCAUCAGAGAAGCAUCAGGGAAGCAUUUGGUAAGCAUCAGAGGAACAUUAGGGAAGCAUCAGAGAAGCAUCAGAGGAGCAUCAGGGAAAUAUCAGGGAAGCAUCAGAGGAGCAUAAGGGAAGCAUCAGGGAAGCAUCAGAGAAGCAUUAGGGAAGCAUCAGGGGAGCAUCAGAGGAGCAUCAGAGAAGCAUCAAAGAAGCAUCAGGGAAGCAUCAGAGGAGCAUCAAAGAAGCAUCAGAGGAGCAUCAGGGAAGCAUCAGGGAAGCGUCAGAGGAGCAUCAGGGAAGCAUCAGAGGAGCAUCAGGGAAGCAUCAGGGAAGCAUCAGGGAAGCAUCAGAGAAGCAUCAGAGAAGCAUCAGGGAGGCAUCAGGGAAGCAUCAGAGGAGCAUCAGGGAAGCAUCAGAGGAGCAUCAGGGAAGCAUCAGAGAAGCAUCAGGGAAGCAUCAGAGGAGCAUCAGGGAAGCAUCAGGGAAGCAUCAGAGGAGCAUCAGGGAAGCAUCAGGGAAGCAUCAGGGGAGCAUCAGGGAAGCAUCAGGGAAGCAUCAGAGGAGCAUCAGGGAAGCAUCAGGGAAGCAUCAGGGGAGCAUCAGGGAAGCAUCAGAUGAGCAUCAGGGAAGCAUCAGAGGAGCAUCAGAGAAGCAUCAGGGAAGCAUCACAGAAGCAUCAGGGAAGCAUCAGAGAAGCAUCAGGGAAGCAUCAGAGGAGCAUCAGGGAAGCAUCAGAGAAGCAUCAGGGAAGCUGUUUGAACACGUUCAGUUUGAUUGAACUGCAGAGCCUGCUGAUGGUCUCCAACACUUUGAGCUUCUUCUGCAAAGAGCCUGAUCUGAGACGGACUCAGGACUCCUCCUUCUGUGACCUCACCUGA